Messenger RNA from Pestalotiopsis fici W106-1, 1959 nucleotides. RefSeq lists its product as uncharacterized. The record is from RefSeq and is a predicted model, not a curated record. Bases 1 to 1959 code for a protein of 652 amino acids. The transcript is spliced from 5 exons. Lineage: Eukaryota; Fungi; Ascomycota; Sordariomycetes; Amphisphaeriales; Sporocadaceae.
AUGAGCGACAGAGUCGAUGAGGAGGCUUCGCCACCCCCUGGACCUUCCAUCACGCUGCACUCACCUGCUAUAGACUUCAUUGAGAACGAACUGCCAGACUACCAUCCGGCUUUUGAUGCUCGCCAUGUUCGCUUCGAUCUGUCGCGAGAUCAAUUUGUGCCUCGUACACCAUAUCUUAAUGGUACACUGGUCCGUGAAAGUAUUCCGUCAUCCAUGCUUUCAGUCCCAAGCAUGCCUCCGCCAUCCCAACAAUUGACUCGACCUGCACCGGGCCAAAUCAAUGAAAUGGGCUUCUGGGUCGAGUUAUUUCCAAAGGUAGUGCAGAUGCUUCAGGAAGACCCUAUUCCCAGCAAUUUGGACGACUCAAAAUGGGGGAUCCGUGGUCUAUCAACGUGGGCCGAUGUUCAAGCCAGGCUGGAUAUGGCUCGACGGGAGUACAAUUUCCAGCAUGGAUCCCAAUCUGCUGGGAGUUUUCGAAGGGCGGUGCGAAAUGGGCUGGACAAACAUGCAGUCGCGGUUAAGCAGGCAGCCAGAUUCGUGCCUGAUGUCGAUUUGGCCAAGCCAAUUGUCGGCGCUAUACAUGUGGUUAUUGAUGCCUACCGACAAGCAUCAGAAGUCAAGAAAGAAGUAACAAAAAGCUUCGAUGACCUACCGCAAGUCUUUGAGAAUAUAGAGUUUUACCUUCGCACAUAUCAGAACGACGAGAGCAUAAAAAGAGCAUCAUGCCAUCUCUUGCGCUCCAUUUUCAGGUCCAUCGAGUAUGCUAUCGCAUUCUUUACCAGUCAUCAAGCAAAAAGAGCUGGUGGCGCGAUCUUGUCUGGAUCAGAUUAUCAGAGAAACCUGCGUGAUUGCUUGAAUGAAAUCACAGCCCACUGUAACUCACUACAAAACCAAGCUGGAAUGUCACUGGCUCAUCGAGUCACCAGUGAUAAUCAGCAGAUGAUGCGUCAGAACGAUGCCAUCAUCCAUGGUAAUGAAGUCGUGCAAAACGUUCUCGGUCACAUUUACCAACAACAAGGACAAAUCAACAACUUUGGAGUACAAUUUUGCGCAUACGUUUUGAAUCAGGUGCUGCCAAUACUACAGGAUUGCCAGACUGCUCGACGCGCCCCUAGCCCCAUCACCAGAAGCCCGUCUCCUAUGCCACAGUCCAUCGAGUUUCAACCCCAGUGGCUUCCACAGGAUAUCUGGUAUCGCCUUCAUAUGCCAUCCAUAGAUGACGAUGACUUGAGACAUGUUCUGACCCAGACCGAGCUCAUAAUACACGAAGACCGGGGCAGGAUACAGCAACUUCUCGAGAACCAGAUAUUUCGUGAGUGGAUGGCACGCAGCAACUCUACAAGACUGCUUGUGCACGGCGACUUUCGCACACCACAAGAUAUCUCACCUUUGUCGGUGAUCUGCACGAUAUUGUCUUAUGCAUUUAGGAAUGCCGGCAGUAACAUGAUAGGAUUGGUAUUCUUCUGUGGGCAACAUCAGGCAUGGGACGAAUUUCAAGGAGCAUCGGCCAUGAUGCGCUCCCUCAUUGCCCAGCUCAUGACACAAUUCAGUUUUGACCCCAUGCCGCCAACCCAACAGUUUUCCCUCCAAGACCUUGAUGGAGAUGACAUUCACGUAUUAUGCGACUUAUUCACCAUACUGGUGCAGCAGCUUCCACCGAAUCGGCGCAUCUUCUGUCUGAUUGAUGGCAUCAACCUCUACGAGAAGGAAAGAUAUCUUGAGGAGAUGAGUAUUGCUAUAAUGAACCUGGUCAAUAUGGUGGAUCAAUCAUCUCAAAGGCUUAUGCCUACUUUCAAGCUGCUCCUCACCAGUCCGCAGCCGACUUCGGAAGUUCGAAGGGCCUUUGAUUCCGAAUUUGGACCUCUCCUAGACACGAGAAGCUGGCCCAUGGCUGGCGGAAAUAUCAGCAUGGCACGCAUGCAAGAUCAAUUAGGAUUGAAUAUGGAUUGGAGAUCUUAG